UGGUGUAGCUCCAAUAUCAGCUCUCUUUCCUUUAAUACCAAGAUUAUAAUAUAUGCUUUAUUUUCCUUUAAUACUACAAACACCAACUGUGCGAUCCAUCAUUUUUUCCUCUCUAGCUCUGUCAGGCUAUAUAAUUGUACACACAAUCUUCAAUAAUCUCCUCAUUCCUACAACCACUUGAAUACCAAAAAGCAAUUAAGCCGGCCACCAUGUCUGUGUACGGCAUCACCUCUGUACUCUUCGUCACUCUCCUUCUCUCAUCCCAUUCCUUCUGCACUGCUUUUGAAUCUGAAGUGGAUGAUGAGAUUCCAUUUACCUAUGUGGAGGGAACUGGCAAAGGACCAGGGGAAUGGAGCCAAAUUGAUCCACAUUGGCAAGUUUGUGACAAUGGAGCCAUGCAGUCUCCCAUCGAUCUUCUUGACCAAAGAGUUAAAGUUUUUCCUAAUCUGGGGAAAUUAAAAAGGGACUACAAACCAGCUGAAGCAACAUUUAAGAAUAGGGGACAUGAUAUUACGGUGGCAUGGAAAGGAGAUGCAGGAAAAAUAAUCAUAAAUGGGACCGACUACAAACUAGUACAGUGUCAUUGGCAUUCUCCUUCUGAGCACACCUUCAAUGGAACAAGGUACAAUUUGGAGCAGCAUAUCGUUCAUUUAAGUUCUAAUGGAGGGAUAGCUGUUGUUGGAAUUACAUACAAAUAUGGCAGGCCUGAUCCUUUCCUUGCUAAGCUGUUACAGCACAUUCAUAAUUCAGUUCAUAAAGAAGAGAUAGAAUUGGGGAUUGUUAACCCAGGAGAUAUCAAGUUCGGAAGCAGAAAGUACUUCAGAUAUAUCGGCUCUCUGACAGUUCCUCCGUGCACAGAGGGUGUUAUUUGGACAAUAAUCAAGAAGGUGAGGACAGUCUCAAGGGAGCAAGUCAGAGCACUAAGGAAAGCUGUUGAUGAUGGAUUCGAGUGGAAUGCAAGGCCAAUUCAACCAUUGGAUGGAAGACCAGUUUUGUUAUAUCAACCAACGGUCACUGGAGGUUCCACUUAGAUUUAUGAAAUAUUUGAAGGGAUGAGAAAAGCAAUCAACAUAUAAUAUUAUGUCUUAUAACUAGUAGUUUGGAUGUCCUUUAGUUUGCUCCUAUGUUCUCUGAAUACUUUUUCAGAGUUGGGAUGUCCUUUAGUUUGCUUCUAUGUUCUGUGAAUGCAAUGCUUGUGAAAUGUGCUUGCCUGCUGAACAGAUUAUCAAGGAUUUUGUCCGUUUAACAUAUAAUAAAUGUUUUUAAUUUUGAUUA
Molecule: messenger RNA, 1275 nt
Organism: Cornus florida
Lineage: Eukaryota; Viridiplantae; Streptophyta; Magnoliopsida; Cornales; Cornaceae
Product: alpha carbonic anhydrase 4-like
Exons: 7
Coding region: 210-1031 (273 amino acids)
Molecular function (GO): zinc ion binding; carbonate dehydratase activity
Source: RefSeq, a predicted model, not a curated record